GAGGGGUGGCUGGGCGCAGGGGCGAAGCGCGGGGGGCUCGGAGGAAGCUGUGCGCCCUGAGCCUUGGAGAGGUGGGGACGCUGCGCCCUAGCGCACGGGCCCCUCCCCAGCUCAGGCAGCAGGGCCCCCGGGCGGUGUCCGGUGCCUCCGCCGCUGCUGGCGGGAGGGAGAAGCCGCCCAGUCCCCGGGGCAGUCUCAGCGCCCUGGAGCCGAGCCGGUGGGUGGGGAGCCUGGCUAUGGUGCCCGGCUCCCGGCUGCAGCGCCCGGGGAGAGCCUAGCGGCGGCGGCGCCCCGGGAGGCGAAGGAGAGUCCCCAGUGCGGGGCGGCGAUGCGGCCGGGAGCUGCGCGCCGGUGACCGUGGUGGAGCGGGGAGCUUGUGGCCGGCCCUGGCGCUGCUCCGCCCGCCGCAGUGGUCCCCUGCAGGGGCUCGUGCCGUCCGGCUGCCUGAAUCCCCGAGCCUCUGCCACCGCCUCGCAAUGUUUCGCUGGAGCAUUAAUCGCUUUUGCGCUGGCGAAGAGAAACGAGUUGGGACACGCACCGUGUUUGUUGGCCACCGCCCUGUUUCAGAAACCGAUGCUUACGUCGAGCAGAAAUUCUGUGAUAAUAGAAUUGUCUCAUCCAAGUACACUGUCUGGAAUUUUCUCCCGAAGAAUCUUUUUGAACAGUUUAGAAGAAUUGCCAACUUUUAUUUCCUUAUCAUUUUCCUUGUGCAGGUAAUAGUAGAUACACCAACCAGCCCAGUAACCAGUGGACUUCCACUUUUCUUUGUGAUUAUUGUUACAGCUAUCAAACAGGGCUAUGAGGACUGGCUGAGACACAGAGCUGACAAGGAAGUAAAUAAAAGCAGUGUCUUCAUUGUUGAAAAUGCAAAGCAAGUGAAAAAACACAGCGAAAAAAUCAAGGUUGGCGACAUUGUAGAAGUGAAAGCAGACGAAACUUUCCCCUGUGACCUGAUCUUUUUGGCAUCGAGUAAUGACGAUGGGAUCUGUUACGUCACGACGGCAAGUCUGGAUGGCGAGUCAAAUUUCAAGACUCAUUACGCAGUGCGGGAUACUACUGGACUCCAGACAGACGACGACAUUGACUCCCUGACUGCCACAAUUGAAUGUGAGCAGCCUCAGCCUGACCUCUACAAAUUUGUUGGAAGAAUUAACAUCUACAGAAGCAACCAGGAGCCUGUAGCCCGGUCUUUGGGUCCCGAAAACCUGCUGCUGAAAGGUUCUACUUUAAAAAAUACAAAGAAGAUUUAUGGAGUUGCGGUUUAUACUGGAAUGGAAACAAAAAUGGCUUUGAACUACCAAGGAAAAUCACAAAAACGGUCAGCUGUAGAAAAAUCAAUCAACGCCUUCUUGGUAGUGUAUUUAUGCAUCUUAGUGAGUAAAGCUACGGUGUGCACCACUCUGAAAUACAUCUGGCAGAGUAAUCCAUUUAAUGAUGAGCCAUGGUAUAACCAAAAGACAAUAAAAGAAAGAGAGACGUUCAAGAUCUUAAGAAUGUUCACAGACUUCCUGUCAUUUAUGGUUCUAUUCAAUUUCAUUAUCCCGGUCUCCAUGUACGUUACUGUAGAAAUGCAAAAAUUCUUGGGCUCCUUCUUUAUUGCUUGGGAUAAGGAGAUGUAUGAUGAAGAAAUCAAGGAAGGGGCACUGGUGAAUACCUCGGACCUCAAUGAAGAACUCGGUCAGGUUGAGUAUGUGUUCACAGACAAAACUGGAACUCUUACUGAAAACAGCAUGAAGUUCAUUGAGUGCUGCAUAGAUGGACACAAGUACAAAGACGGCAUUUCAGAGGUGGAUGGGUUCUCUCACACGGAUGGGCCCCUGAGAUAUUAUGGGAAAGCAGAAAAGUGUCGAGAAGAGCUGUUCCUCCGUGCCUUGUGUCUGUGCCAUACGGUUCAAAUCAAAGGAGGAGACAACGUAGAUGGACUGAGAGUAAACCAGGAGUGCUGGACCUAUAUCUCCUCUUCACCAGAUGAAAUAGCUUUGGUAAAAGGCGCCAAAAAGUAUGGUUUCACUUUUCUAGGACAUGAAGCUGAUUACAUGAAAGUGCAGAACCAAAAGAAUGAAAUUGAAAAGUAUCAGCUUCUUCACGUGCUAAACUUUGAUCCUGUCCGCCGCCGGAUGAGUGUUAUUGUGAAAACCAGUACAGGAAAGUUCCUCCUAUUCUGUAAAGGAGCAGACUCUUCUAUUUUUCCAAGGGUGCAACAAGAUGAAAUACAACAAACUAAAGUGCACGUAGAACGUAACGCAAUGGAUGGCUAUCGAACUCUUUGUGUGGCCUUCAAAGAACUAACUCAAGAGGACUAUAAAAAAAUUAAUGAUCAGCUCAGUGAAGCGAAAAUGGCUCUACAGGACAGAGAAGAAAAGAUGGCCAGGAUUUUUGAUGAUACAGAGGCCGACAUGCAUUUGAUAGGGGCUACUGCUGUGGAAGACAGACUCCAGGAGCAUGCGGCAGAAACCAUUGAGGCCCUGCAAACAGCAGGCAUGAAGGUCUGGGUGCUGACUGGCGACAAGAUGGAAACUGCAAAAUCCACCUGCUAUGCCUCCAGGCUCUUCCAGACAAACACUGAAUUACUGGAGCUGACCACAAAAACGAUGGGAGACAGCGACAGGAAAGAGGAGCGAUUACACGAGCUGUUGCUAGAGUAUCAUAAAAAGCUGCUGCAGGAUUUCCCCAAAAAUAGCGGAAAGCUUAAAAGGAGCUGGACGGUGAGCCAAGAAUACGGACUGAUCAUAGAUGGCUCGACGCUGUCGCUGAUAUUAAAUCCUUCUCAGGAUUCCAGUUCCAGUAAUUACAAAAGCAUUUUCCUACAGAUUUGCCUGAAGUGUACUUCAGUUCUGUGUUGUCGGAUGGCUCCUUUGCAGAAAGCCCAGAUUGUUAGAAUGGUGAAAAACACCAAGGGCAAUCCAAUAACACUAUCAAUAGGAGACGGUGCCAACGAUGUUAGCAUGAUCUUGGAAGCACAUGUUGGAAUAGGUAUAAAAGGCAAAGAAGGUCGUCAGGCAGCAAGAAACAGUGACUACGCGGUUCCAAAGUUUAAGCAUUUAAGAAAAUUGCUACUAGCACAUGGGCAUUUAUAUUACGUGAGAAUAGCACACCUUGUACAGUAUUUCUUCUAUAAGAACCUUUGCUUCAUUUUACCACAGUUUUUAUACCAGUUCUUCUGUGGAUUCUCGCAACAGCCUCUGUACGAUGCUGCUUAUCUUACAAUGUACAACAUCUGCUUCACAUCACUACCUAUCCUGGCCUACAGUCUACUGGAGCAGCAUAUUAACAUUGAAACUCUGACCUCAGAUCCAAGAUUGUAUAUGAAAAUUUCUGAUAAUGCCAUGUUACAAUGGAAGCCUUUCUUAUACUGGACCUUUCUGGGCUCCUUUGAAGGACUGGUGUUUUUCUUUGGAGUUUACUUUCUUUUUCAAAAUUCAUCAUUAGAACAUAAUGGAAAGGUUUUUGGGAACUGGACAUUUGGAACUAUUGUUUUUACUGUAUUAGUGUUCACCGUCACUCUGAAGCUAGCGUUAGAUACUCGUUUCUGGACCUGGAUGAACCACUUCGUGAUUUGGGGCUCCUUAGCCUUUUAUGUCUUUUUCUCGUUCUUUUGGGGAGGAAUCAUUUGGCCUUUCUUGAAGCAGCAACGAAUGUAUUUUGUAUUUGCUCAUAUGGUGACGUCCGUAUCAACCUGGCUGGCCAUAGUUCUCCUUAUCUUUAUCAGCCUUUCCCCAGAGAUUCUUCUAGUAGUUUUUAAAAAUGCGAAGAGGAAAAACCAUCAGACUGUACCUUUUAAUUUGCCUAUGCUAUUGUCCUACAAACGUAUGGAGAAUGGUUACACCUCUGAAAUGAAGCUCCAAGAUGCUGUUACUAACUUGACACAAAGAUGCCAUCUCAGGAUACCUCAAAUGCAACAACUUUAAACACUGCACCUUGUCGUGCUGCAGGACAAGACGUCUGUUUGAACUCACAGUUUAAGAUGACACAUGUAUUGUAAGCAGCCCUGCUGUCUAAGCAGCGGAGGCACUGGCCUUCAUUUUUUCAAAGUCUGAAAAUGGAAAAGUCUGGGACAUAAAAAGUCCAUGGAAUCAGCAGUGGAGAAAAGAACAUCUAGAAUUCCAUGAAAAUGGAACAGUAGAAACUUUAGAGACACAUGGAUGCUCCUUAUGCCCACUGAAUAGAAGGAGGCUCCUCCAUUACACAUUCAUCCAACGGCAAUGAAUGGCCACUAAAGUCUUAUUCUUUUGCCUGACCAAAGAAGUAGCACAGCCUUUCUGCUUAAUCAUGGUCUUGUCCAACUCCCUUGGAAGACAUGGGAAAGGCUCCCAUCAUGGAAGUUGGGAUGGACCCUAAACUAGAACCACUGUCUGUCGUCUUGCACAGCUGCCGUUGCUGCUAAUGAGAGUUGUGCACCAGCAGCUGAAGCCAGGAUCUGAUUGUUAGAAAAGUUCAGCUUUCAAAUCCACACAGCAGAAAUACUUGAAAAUAUUGAAGGACUGAGCUGCUGAUGGCCUGAAAUGUCCAGUGGCAUCUCCUUUCCAUUGCAAACAGCAGGAUCAGACUGUUAAAUGUCCUGUUUAUUAAAAUGCAGAAGUGUGUCAGCCUGAACAUUUCUGAGGAGCCGAUCAAAAUAUUGGAAGAGUUUUCAUGGGGCAAGACUUCUUUUCCACAUUACCAAAUUUGAUUCUGGAACAGGCGGAAGACACAAUGACAAACCCUUUCCCCUUAUGGAUUGAAAAUACACAGAAUUCUUUUAUUGCUCAUGAAAAGCUCCUUAGUCAGGAAAGAAUCUUAAAUAAAAGUUGUGUUGUGCCAGGUUUUCAGCCCACGCUUAACUGGGCCUCUGUGGUUAUGCUCACACUCCUGUGAAUGUAAUUGCAGUUGUUUGGAGACAUUAAAGACCUGAAUGGCAGUCACAGUCAGGCCCUUAAGUGACCCAUUGACAUUGAUUGUGCUUGCAAAUAAUACCAGAUAAAUCUGCAAUCUUCAUUAUCUGCAUCAACAAAAAGGGAGGUCAGUUUUAAAAAUAAGUGAAUAAAUGCAUCUGGCUCUAGGAGUAUCAUUUUACUUGGUUCUAAAAUCAGCAGAUUUUUUUUUUAAAUCUGCAUAUAUCAAGAUAUUGCAAGUUAAGAUGUUGAUUUAAUAAUGCCACGUGUGCAUAGCAUAAAGGUAAAAUGCUUGACAACCAACUUCUAUUUGUUUUUUAUUAUGCAGGAAAACAAUACUACUUUGAUUACAAAAAAAAUCCGAGUGAGCAUGGAUUAAGUGCAAUUGGCAUUUUAUUUUUUUAAUAAUAUUUUUCCACCAGUUUGACUUCCCCUUCAUCCUGUAUGGCCCAGGUUUCCCUGUGCCAGAUAAAGCAAACAAAAAAAUACUUGGGGUAAAAAUUUUCAGAGUAAGUAAGUCCCAUUUUCUUAGCCUCCC
Gopherus flavomarginatus (Mexican gopher tortoise) is the source of this 5409-nucleotide messenger RNA. It is a transcript of the gene ATP11C, whose product is annotated as ATPase phospholipid transporting 11C. Lineage: Eukaryota; Metazoa; Chordata; Testudines; Testudinidae. Gene Ontology annotation, cellular component: recycling endosome; endoplasmic reticulum; plasma membrane. The transcript is spliced from 29 exons. Bases 477 to 3908 code for a protein of 1143 amino acids. The record is from RefSeq and is a predicted model, not a curated record. Gene Ontology annotation, biological process: phospholipid translocation. Gene Ontology annotation, molecular function: magnesium ion binding; ATPase-coupled intramembrane lipid carrier activity; ATP hydrolysis activity.